This is a messenger RNA of Magnolia sinica, 1098 nucleotides long. Its product is annotated as lactoylglutathione lyase GLX1. Gene Ontology annotation, cellular component: cytoplasm. The record is from RefSeq and is a predicted model, not a curated record. Bases 151 to 1038 code for a protein of 295 amino acids. Gene Ontology annotation, molecular function: metal ion binding; lactoylglutathione lyase activity. The transcript is spliced from 9 exons. NCBI's taxonomy places the organism in Eukaryota, Viridiplantae, Streptophyta, Magnoliopsida, Magnoliales, Magnoliaceae.
GUGGACGGUGAAUGCAUUGCCACUGGCUUUGCCCGGAUUGGGGAAUCGGAAUAGCAUCUGUGUAUAAAUAUACUGCCAGUGUUCUUGCUCGCUCUCAUUUAGGGCUUCGUUUCUCCUCUUUUUUCCUGACAGAUCAGAUUCGGUUGAGUUAUGGCCUCUGGAGCAGAAGCUGAAACGGGUCUUUGUAGUGAAAAUGUACUAGAAUGGGCACAAAAAGACAAGCGUCGCAUGCUUCAUGCUGUUUAUAGAGUUGGGAAUCUUGAUCGAACCAUAGAAUUCUACACAGAAUGCUUUGGCAUGACGCUAUUGAGGAAAAGAGACAUUCCAGAAGAGAAAUAUUCAAAUGCUUUUCUUGGGUUUGGGCCUGAAGAGUCUCACUUUGUGGUAGAGUUGACAUAUAAUUAUGGAGUGGAGAGUUAUGAUAUUGGCACAGGCUUUGGACAUUUUGCAAUCGCAAGCCAAGAUGUCUAUAAAUUGGUUGAAGACAUACGAGCCAAGGGUGGUAAGAUUACACGUGAACCAGGUCCUGUAAAAGGUGGGAAGACAGUCAUUGCUUUUGUGCAGGAUCCAGAUGGCUACAUUUUUGAGCUUAUCCAGAGGGGCCCCACUCCUGAACCUCUGUGUCAGGUUAUGCUACGCGUGGGUGAUCUGGAUCGUUCUAUUAAGUUCUAUGAAAAGGCCUUGGGAAUGAAGUUACUGAGGAAGUCUGAUAACGCUGCGUACAAGUACACUAUAGCUAUGAUGGGGUAUGCGGAUGAAUAUGAGACGACUGUUGUGGAGCUGACGUAUAAUUAUGGUGUGACCGAGUACACAAAAGGAAAUGCUUAUGCACAGAUUGCUAUUAGCACUGAAGAUGUGUACAAAAGUGCUGAGAUGGUUAACGCAGUUACCCAAGAGCUAGGAGGGAAGAUAACUCGGGAACCAGGACCGAUUCCCGGAAUCAACACCAAAAUUACCUCUUUUCUUGAUCCAGAUGGCUGGAAAGUGGUAUUGGUCGACCACUCCGAUUUCCUGAAGGAGCUGCAGAAGGAAGAGUGAUCAAUGGAAAUGAGAACAACCGUUGGUACUGCUAAUUCACUAUAGUAUGCAUGCAUGUAA